Messenger RNA from Impatiens glandulifera, 1813 nucleotides. RefSeq names its product protein NRT1/ PTR FAMILY 4.5-like. Gene Ontology annotation, cellular component: membrane. The transcript is spliced from 5 exons. Gene Ontology annotation, molecular function: transmembrane transporter activity. Lineage: Eukaryota; Viridiplantae; Streptophyta; Magnoliopsida; Ericales; Balsaminaceae. The record is from RefSeq and is a predicted model, not a curated record. Gene Ontology annotation, biological process: transmembrane transport. The coding region runs from base 1 to 1806 and encodes 601 amino acids.
AUGAUUAUAGAAGGCAAGGUGGAUUGGAAGGGUAGACCAGCUAGGAAGGACAAACAUGGAGGCAGUAUAACUUCUGUGCUUCUAUUAGCUGGUUUCGUGUUUGAAAACAUGGCCACCAUGGCGCUGGCGGUUAACUUGGUGACAUACUUCAUCGGAGUUAUGCAUUUCAACUUAGCCGACUCGGCCAACCAUCUUACCAACUUCAUGGGCACCGGCUAUAUUCUCUGCAUUUUUGUCGCCACACUUGCAGACACUUAUAUUGGAAGAGCCAACGCCCUCCUCAUUUCGGCUUCCAUUGAGUUUGUGGGGAUUGCUCUAUUGACAGCACAAGCUCAUUUCCCGAGCCUAAAACCACCAAUCUGCAACAUCUUCAAUCCGAAUGCCAAUUGCCAACAAGUAAAAGGAGCAAACUCCUCCUUGCUCUUCAUCUCCCUAUACCUGAUAGCAGCCGGUGCAGCGGGUAUAAAAUCAUCCCUGCCUUCCCAUGGAGCCGACCAAUUCGACGAGAAGGAUCCAAAGGAAGCCGAUAAGAUGUCAAGCUUCUUCAACUUCCUAUUGCUUGCAUUAUGCUUAGGAGGCUCAGUCAGCUUAACCUUAGUUGUUUGGGUGCAAGACAACAAAGGAUGGGACUGGGGAUUCGGUCUUUCGACGGUUGCCAUGUUCUUGUCAAUCGUUAUAUUCGUAGCUGGUUUGCCCAUGUAUAGGAUACAUGUUAUUAAAGGAAGCAGCCCCAUUGUUGAAAUCAUACAGGUUUAUGUAGCAGCAUUUAGGAACAGAAAUCUUAGACUCCCCGAAAAUCCUGUCGAUCUGUUUGAGAUUGAUCGGGACAAGGAAGCGGCUACAAUUGAUACUGAAUUCCUUCCUCAUAGAGAUGUCCUCAGGUUUCUAGACAAGGCCGCGAUUCAACAGGAUCAACAAAACAUGUCGAAUCCAUGGAAGCUAUGUAGAGUAACCCAAGUAGAAAACGCGAAAUUCAUCCUAACUCUCGUCCCAAUCUUUUGCUGUUCCAUCAUCAUGACUCUUUGCCUCGCCCAACUUCAAACUUUCACCAUCCAACAAGGUCUAACAAUGGACACCACCCUCACAAAAUCCUUCAACAUUCCUCCAGCAACAAUUCCCAUUCUCCCAAUAGUCUUUCUCAUAAUCCUAAUCCCCGUUUACGACCGUCUCCUAGUCCCUCUAAUCCGUCGUUUCACAUCUCACCCAACCGGAAUCACCCACCUCCAACGUGUCGGAGUCGGCCUAGUCCUCUCUGCAAUCUCCAUGGCCACGGCAGGACUAGUCGAGAUCAAGAGAAAAAGAAUCGCCCGCGAAAACAACAUGGUCAACGCGAUCCCAAUACUUCAACCGCUUCCAAUGAGCGUGUUCUGGAUCACGUUCCAAUUCUUCAUAUUUGGGAUCGCAGACAUGUUUACUUACGUGGGUUUGUUGGAAUUUUUCUAUUCUCAGGCUCCAAAAGGGGUGAAAUCAAUGUCGACUUGCUUUCUUUGGAGUUCGAUGGCAUUGGGGUAUUUUUUGAGUACUAUACUUGUGAAGGUUGUGAAUUUGAUAACUAAGAAACAUACUAGAAGUGGAGGAUGGUUGGCUGGAAACAAUUUGAACAAGAAUCAUUUGAAUUUGUUUUACUUCUUGUUGGCGGGUCUUAGUAUUUGUAAUUUCUUGGUUUAUCUGUUCUUUUCUUCAAGGUAUAAGUAUAGACCACAGAGCUUGGAAUUACAGGUUGAAGAUCAUGAUCAUGAUCAUGGCAAGGAGAUGAAGAAGGUUAAGGAAGAUAAUUCUCAUGAAUUGAAAUCAAUCCAUUUUUAGUAAUGAU